Molecule: messenger RNA, 1430 nt
Organism: Ochotona curzoniae (black-lipped pika)
Lineage: Eukaryota; Metazoa; Chordata; Mammalia; Lagomorpha; Ochotonidae
Gene: CTSS
Product: cathepsin S
Exons: 8
Coding region: 92-1114 (340 amino acids)
Biological process (GO): immune response
Cellular component (GO): lysosome
Molecular function (GO): cysteine-type endopeptidase activity
Source: RefSeq, a predicted model, not a curated record
UCCAAUUUCUUUUUACAGUCAGUUCAGUUGGAAAUCUCCGCGCUGCCCUUGAGAUCUUUGAAGAAAGUCCAGCAAGCCAAGGACUCCAGCAAUGGAGACACCUGCUCAUUCUAGUGUAAUCAAGUGGCUGCUUUGGGUACUCCUAGUGUGCUUCUCCAGCACGGCACAGCUGCACAAAGACCCCAGCCUGGACCGCCACUGGCAUCUCUGGAAGAAGACCUACAGCAAACAGUACAAGGAAAAGAAUGAAGAGGCUGCCCGGCGUCUUAUCUGGGAAAAGAAUCUGAAGUUGGUGACACUUCACAACCUGGAGUACUCAAUGGGAAUGCAUUCAUAUGAUCUCAGCAUGAACCACCUGGCCGACAUGACCAGUGAAGAAGUGUUGUCUUCGAUGACUUCUCUGAGAAUUCCCAGCCAAUGGUCGAGCAAUGUCACUUUCAAGUCAAACUCUAGUAAGAAGUUGCCAGAUUCAGUGGACUGGAGAAAGAGCGGUUGCGUUACUGAUGUGAAAUAUCAAGGUUCCUGCGGGUCCUGCUGGGCCUUCAGUGCCGUUGGGGCCCUGGAAGCGCAGCUGAAGCUGAAAACGGGCAAGCUGGUGUCUCUCAGUGCUCAAAAUUUAGUGGAUUGCUCAACGGCGAAAUAUGGGAACUUAGGCUGUGAAGGUGGCUUCAUGACACGGGCUUUCCAAUACAUCAUCGACAAUAAUGGCAUCGAUUCAGACGCCUCCUACCCCUACAUAGCCAAGGCUGGACAGUGCAAGUAUGACUCAAAAAACCGUGCUGCCACGUGCUCCGGAUACGUUGAACUUCCCUCGGGCAGCGAAGAGGCCUUGAAAGAAGCUGUGGCCAAUAAAGGACCUGUGUCUGUUGCUAUCGAUGCAAGUCAUUCUUCUUUCUUCCUCUACCGAAGUGGUGUCUACUAUGAACCGAACUGCACUCAGGAGGUGAAUCAUGGAGUACUAGCGAUUGGCUAUGGUAACGCUGACGGGAAAGACUACUGGCUUGUGAAAAACAGCUGGGGCCUCUACUUUGGUGAAAAAGGAUAUAUUCGGAUGGCAAGAAAUCAUGGAAAUCAUUGUGGGAUUGCCAGUUACUGCUCUUACCCAGAAAUCUAAGAGAAUCUCUCUGCAUAAUCACUAAGCAAGAAUGACAGAGCACUUCCUUUGUUUUUCAUGCUGCAUCCAGAAAAAAGAAGUUCCAUGAUCAACAAGCGUACUAAUCAGAAAAUGUAGCUUGAUUCUUCACUUCUUAUACUUAGUGGAACAAACUUUGCUAAGUCACUAAUGAUAUACUACAGAGAAAACUGCAUGAGGAUUGUAAGGCAAUACGCUGUAUUUGUCCUUGUUUUAUUUUGCACUCUUUAAGUCCCCUAACAGUCUUUUGUAACUUAAUAGCUGAAAAAUGUUUAAUAAAUGUGUCAUUUUAAACUUC